Molecule: messenger RNA, 858 nt
Organism: Magnusiomyces paraingens
Lineage: Eukaryota; Fungi; Ascomycota; Dipodascomycetes; Dipodascales; Dipodascaceae
Exons: 3
Coding region: 1-858 (285 amino acids)
Biological process (GO): positive regulation of transcription by RNA polymerase II
Cellular component (GO): nucleus; mediator complex
Molecular function (GO): cyclin-dependent protein serine/threonine kinase regulator activity
Source: RefSeq, a predicted model, not a curated record
AUGUCAGCCAACUACUGGUCUUCGACUCAAAGGCACCAAUGGCAGUACACGCGAACUGAACUUCAUGAAGAGCAUAUGAAAGUUCGACAAUGGGACUAUGAUGAAGGAAAGAUUGCGAAUUUAGACGAUGACACACUUUACGACAAUAUGCGUUUGUAUUUCCAUAGCUUGGUUCGCUUACUAGGUCGACAACUCAAUGUUCGGCAACGAGCCAUUGGAACAGCGGAGGUUUAUUUGACACGAUUUUUCACCAGAAUAUCUUUUUUUGAGGUCAACGCCUAUGCCAUGGUUGCAACAUGUGUUUACGUUGCCUGUAAAACAGAAGAAUGCCCCCAGCACAUUCGGACUAUUACAAAUGAAGCAAGAUCUUUGUGGCCUGAAUAUGUUAGCCCAGAUCCGACAAAAAUUGCUGAGUGCGAGUUUUAUCUUAUUGAGGAACUUGAUAGUUAUCUUAUUGUUUAUCAUCCUUAUCGUUCACUGAUUCAAUUGACAGAGAGUCUCACUAUAGCUAACAGCCAGCUGACUCUUCUUAGUGAGGAAAUACAGUCCGCUUGGUCCAUGAUAAAUGAUAGCUAUGCAACGGAUAUGUUAUUGUUAUAUCCUCCACAUAUUAUUGCAAUGGCUUGUCUCUAUAUUACUCUUGUUUUGCGAACACCACUAAUGAGGCAGUCCAGGUCCUAUGAAUCCGUCAAAGCGAAGUUUGAUCAAUUUGUUUUUUUUCUUGGAAACUCAGGGAUAGAUCUUGAAAGUGUUAUUGAUGCCAUCCAGGAGCUAAUUUCUUUAUAUGUUCGAUGGGAGUCUUAUGACGAAAGCAGAUGCAAGUUGAUACUUUCGAAACACAUCUUGUCUUCAGGGUGA